Stegostoma tigrinum is the source of this 4297-nucleotide messenger RNA. RefSeq names its product WAP, Kazal, immunoglobulin, Kunitz and NTR domain-containing protein 1-like. Gene Ontology annotation, molecular function: serine-type endopeptidase inhibitor activity; protein binding. Gene Ontology annotation, cellular component: extracellular region. The transcript is spliced from 2 exons. NCBI's taxonomy places the organism in Eukaryota, Metazoa, Chordata, Chondrichthyes, Orectolobiformes, Stegostomatidae. Bases 18 to 1757 code for a protein of 579 amino acids. The record is from RefSeq and is a predicted model, not a curated record.
UUUUGUUAGGCUCAAACAUGCGUGGAGACAUUUACUUCUUUGUGUGGGCCAGAAAUGGAUUGGGACCAGCGCUCACUAGGAAACCUAGAAUUGGCGUUCAGCCGAAGAUCUUGGUAACCAUGCUGGGGCUGUUACCUUUGCUGAGCCUAACACAGGACACUGGACAUCCCCAAGCAAAACUCUUCCACGCUUGUCCAAACCAUCUCGAGCCUGGCCUGUGGGUGGAUGCACAGAGCACCUGCGAAAGGAAUUGCAGAGCAGAUGAGGAUUGUCAGAGCUUUGAGAAGUGUUGCACGAAUGUGUGUGGCCUGAAGAGCUGUGUGGCAGCAAGGUUUGCAGAUGGCAGCUUAGCGUCCUUGGACCUACCCAAAGAGGCAACAUGCGAGAGGAUUGUGUGCACACAGCAGGGCUCGGAGUGUGAUAUCUGGGACGGACAGCCCAUUUGUAAGUGCAAGGACAGGUGUGAGAAGGAGCCCAACUUCACCUGCGCCUCCGAUGGCCUGACCUACUACAAUAAAUGUUACAUGGAUGCCGAGGCGUGCAUCAGGGGCAUCAGCCUGACAGUGGUGACUUGUCGGUAUCACAUCACUUGGCCCAACACCAGCCCCCAGCCUUUAGAAACCACUGUGAACCCAACGUCAACCACGUCCUUGGAAGACUCCAUCCCUCCAGCUCUCUACACCAACCCCUUCCACCAGUCCGUCUACGUUGGAGGCACAGUGAGCUUUCACUGUGAUGUCAGUGGGCGUCCAAGGCCAGACAUCACCUGGGAGAAACAGAGUGACUACCUGGAAAAUAUCAUCAUGAGACCCGAUCAAAUGUACGCCAAUGUGGUGGUCACCAAUAUCGGCCAGCUAGUUAUUUACAACACCCAGCAGGAAGAUGCAGGCAUCUACACAUGCACUGCGAGAAAUGCUGCUGGCCUCCUGAGAGCAGACUUCCCAUUGUCAGUCAUCAGACGGGAACAUUCUGUGGAGAGCCCUGCCAGGAAAACCCAGCCUUUACCAUCUGGAGAGUGCUUCAAAGAUCCAGACAAGAGGGAAUGUGGUCGUCAAUAUGUCAGAUGGUUCUAUGACCAUAAGAUGGGCAGGUGCUCCACAUUCAUGUUUGGAGGCUGUGAGGGCAGCAAGAACCAGUUUGAAACCUACGAAGAGUGUCGAUUGGCCUGUAUCAAUGAGUCGGUCAAUAUCUGCACCUUUCCUGCUGUGCAGGGUCCUUGCAAGAUGUGGGAGGCUCGGUGGGCCUACAAUUCACUGAUGAAGCAGUGCCACGCUUUUGUUUAUGGUGGCUGUGAGGGCAACAGGAAUAACUUUGAGAGCAAGGAAGUGUGUGAGGAGACCUGCCCUUUCCCGAAAAGCCAGCAGUGCAAAGUGUGCAGACCCCGUCACAAGAUAGUUCCCAGCUUCUGCAGAAGUGACUACGCCAUUGUGGGAAGGGUGACAGAGAUUGUGGAGGAGCAGGACUCUGGAGUUGCCAGAUUUACACUGGACGAGGUGCUGAAGGAUGAGAAAAUGGGGCUUAAGUUUUUUGACUUCAAACAUUUGGAGGUGAUAAUGAUCAACAUGGACUGGAACUGCCCUUGUCCGAACAUUAACCUGACAGAUGGACCGCUCCUUGUAAUGGGUGAUGUCUAUGAUGGAAUGGCUGUGCUGGAUGCUGAGAGCUAUGUGCGGACUGUAACUGACAAACGCAUUAAAAAGAUGUACGAAAUCAUUGCGAAAAAGACCUGCGAACUCUUACACCGCUUUCAGGAUUAAGUGCAAUGACCCAUAGAUAUUGCUACCAUGGCCAAACAGAUGGGACAUUAUUUUACAACUAGUUUUGAAUGGGAGCAUUUAACAUGACGUUGAGCAAAGAGUCACAGUUCAUGAGCAAACAGUUCAAUCCACAUUGGCAGUGCCAGUUUGACGGAAGAUGUGUAGCAUCGGUAUAUUUUAUAAACCUGGCAUCUCUGCUUCAUUAAUAUGCAUUAUUCUAUGUCGACUGAUCUCUAUUGUACAUCCUAACACAGAAUUAAAGGGAAAAAGUACAUACAGAGAUUGUCAUUUGCCCAGAAGCUCAGAGAGUGGGAAUAGAUUUGGGAUUUAUGAAAUUGCUCAGUCACAACAGUUUCCUUACUUUAUUUACUCCAUUCAAUUCACUAUCUUCUCCUGAAUAAUUAAGUCUCUCUUGGCCAGGCUAAUAUUGGCACUCACAGUCACAGAGUAGCUCAUCUCAUUGGCCAUUGUUCUGAGGAGACAUCAAUCUGGAGGACCAUGUGGAGCAUCACAACUGAAUGCUAUGUUUGAUGAUUACAAGCAUUCACCAGCAAGUUAUGAUCCAGACUGAUUUUGUCCCCAACCUAAGGAGACUGAAGGAAAUUACAGCAUUUGAACUGAAAAGACAACAAAGGAUUGUAUCUGGCAUCUUCCUUGUGUAUAUUCCUGACUGUGUUACCAGGCAGUCCACUCAGCAACCAAACCAGUGUUGACCAACAUGGUAAUGACAAACCACAUGCCAUUCAUUGGAAAAUCCAAAUGUGGCUAAUUGCAUAAUUGUUAAGCAAAUAGGAAAUGAGCAAUGGACACAUUCAGCGGCUGUGGGAUCUCAUUGGUCAUAAUCAUGUACAGUGCACAUGAAUUUCAACCUUUAUGUACAUUUGAUGGUCUGAUUUAAAAUGAAAAACAGUGUGUGGAACUGCUUUAUUGGUUACUGAAUCACGGUAGACCGCAGAUAAAUGAAUUUGCACGUGUAGUACUUUCACCUCUGUUAUACAUAAGGCAUUUUCCACCACUAUUUGCAGAUGCAUCCAAAAUAGGAACACAGUAACCUUUGCUUGUGGUUAGUCAGGAAUUUUCAUUUGGACAAACAUGCUGGAGAUCACAGCGAAUCAGAUAGCAUCCAUACAGAGAAUUUUUGAUGAAGUCAUCUAAACUCAAAACAUUAGCUUGCUGUCUCUUCACAAAUGCUGUCUGACUCACUGUAAUCUCUGGCAUUUGUUUUUCCCAUUGAGUGAGACUACUUUCUGCCCAAAAUCAAGCUGUCAUAAGUGAAAACCAAAAGAACUGCGGAUGUUGUAAAUCAGGAACAAAAACAGAAGUUGCUGGAAAAGCUCAGCAGGUCUGGCAGGAAGAAAAACAGAAUUAGUACUUUGGGUCCAGUGAUCCUUCCUCAAAACUGUAUCAUAAGUGGUACUCUCUGAAAUCAAUGCUGGGAGCAACACUGUGCAUCUUUAUGUGAUUAGGCUUAUUGUCAAAGGAAAAUGAGUUACGAGGUGACAGGUUGGCUUCUAGGUUUUGUGUCAUUGUUUAUUCACGAACUUUCAGUCAAGCUCAAACAGUUAGCACCGACAGAUUCUAUCCAAGACCAUAGUGGACACCAUUGGACAUUAAAUAAGGCCCCAUGCUUUGGUUAAUUCAUACCAUUAAGAAAUAAUAGUUGGAAAGAACAAGGAUAUGAGGAAUAAAAACAAAAUUGCUGGCCUGACCUGCUGCAACCUCCAGCAUUUUUUGGCUUCAGUUCAGAUUCCUGCAUCUGCAGUAAUUUGCUCCAAACUGAUGCAAGGAGUGAGCCAGGAAAGGUCAUUUGAGAGGAUUGGAUCACAGGAGUCAACGGUGGCUGGCAUGGGUAUAGACUUGAAGGGUUGAAUGACCGGUUCUAAUACUGAAUCCAUGCAAAGUUCAGACAAUUGGUUUUCUGUUCUUGGAUGAUAUUACUUCGACCCUUGAUCUGGAGGUUAUCUUUCCCACCAUGCCUGUGACCGAGCCCUUUAGUGACAUACAUUAUUGCAAAGCUCAGACUGGUCCUUCCACUAAUGUCAGAAUGUAAGUAAAGAUCACUUUAUUUUCCAGCUUCUUUUGGUUCCGAAGAAUCCAGGGUCAAAGCAUUAACUCAAUUUUGUGUCUCUGUAGAUGCUGCCAGACCAGCUGAGUUUCUCCAGCACAUUCAGCUUUUAUAUCAUACAUCAGGUUUUUGGCCUCUCUCCUUUCCUGUUGCAAUUUUUCUUCCCUCUCUCAAUUAUAGCAUGGCUGACCUUUCCUUUUUUGUUCCACUAAGGCUCUGGCAAACCCUUAUCUUCCUCCUCUCUGUGUCCUCGUUGUGUUGAUUUAAUAACCAUCAAUUCUCAUUCUGCGUAAACCCUCAGAACUGUAUGACUCUGCCAGAAAAGUCUCUCCUUCCCCCUCCAGGCCUUUAAAGCUCUGGUUGGUAUUAACUAAUCAGUGGUUUCUGAUUUAUCUCAGCUUCCUUCCAUGCUUUUCAAUCUUGGUAGCAUCCUGCCACGGAAAUUUGCAGGUGACAAAUGAUUUAGCGUGGGACA